Messenger RNA from Ornithodoros turicata, 1259 nucleotides. RefSeq lists its product as uncharacterized. The transcript is spliced from 7 exons. NCBI's taxonomy places the organism in Eukaryota, Metazoa, Arthropoda, Arachnida, Ixodida, Argasidae. Bases 72 to 1226 code for a protein of 384 amino acids. The record is from RefSeq and is a predicted model, not a curated record.
AGAAGAAGAAGAACUACCGGUUGCGUACCGAGCGCUGGAGGAGGUCAACAUUAGCAUUUAGAACAUUCGCUAUGAAGAAACCCCAGCAAAGGCGGAGCUGCUCCGGGGAGAGGGAACGACAGUUGGAAGAGCGUAUCUUCAAGAGUGCCCUCAUCAAGUGGUACAAGCAGAUGAAGCGCAGCACAGACGAUGAAGCUCAACUGCUCGGUGCAAAAUCUGAAUGCAGUCGGCAAGAUGAAGAGACGAGCCGUGCAGCUCCGACACCACCCGUCAUCAAGCCAGCUGUUCAUCAGAGCGAGCAAAAGAAGAAUCGGGAGCCACAGCGAGCUUUUAAUCUGGCAAAGGAGGACGUCAGCAAUAGGAAGAAGUCCUACGCUCGUCAACAGAACGUUACGUCACAGCCAACUUCAUCAUCUACUACGACAACUGCACAGUCAGCACAGCAGGUGAAGAAGACUACACUCUCUCCUGCUGAUCGUGCAAGAAUGGCAUUCCCUGGAGUGAAUUCCCAGCAAGUGCCCAACGACUCUGCGACAAACACUGGCGCUUCUGGGGAGCCUAUUGCGAACAAAAGCGAACGUCAGAGGAUGAAGCUUGAGCUGAAACCAGGCGAAGUCCGCUCCUUGGCUGCACUACUCGGCCACUUCUGCUCAGGAGGACGUAGCAUUCCCAACAUUGCCUCUGGGAGACAAGGCAGAGACGAUUGUGCGGAAAAGGGCGCCAAGUCUGGCACAUCCAAAUCGCUGAAACAGUUUUCCGAUGACCAUAAUAGAGGGACGAGUCCCUUUCCAACGAGUAUCGAGGUUCUGAUGACCGUAAAUCAUUCUUACUCUACGCCGGCUUCUUCAAAGGGCAAAGACCUGACAAGACAUCUGUCCUGUUCAAGUGUUGCUCGCAAGAAGCGUGACCAGGAUGUCAUAUCCAUACCGAAGUCCCGAUUCAUCCUGGUGUCUGCUCUGCUUCUAUUUACAGUCAUCGUCUGCUUUGCCGUCACCAUAUACGCUUUCUCUACACCAAGAGAACCUACCGCUCACGAUAUUGAAACCAUAUUAGAGCCAUCAGCGAACAAUAUACGUGAACAGGCCAUAGAUGCAACGCCACACGCAGUGGAAGCAGCCUCCCGAAGAACGGCGGAUGCGUCGAAGCGAAACUGGAAUUCAACUCAGUCUGUUGCGUAUCAAAUUCCGUUUCGUAAACAUGGCACAAGCAUUAUAAAGAGAUUCUGAAAACAAGCGAUCAAUAAAUAUAUUCGGCAUACA